Saccharomyces cerevisiae S288C is the source of this 309-nucleotide messenger RNA. RefSeq lists its product as uncharacterized. Lineage: Eukaryota; Fungi; Ascomycota; Saccharomycetes; Saccharomycetales; Saccharomycetaceae. The record is from RefSeq and is marked reviewed. The coding region runs from base 1 to 309 and encodes 102 amino acids. The transcript has a single exon.
AUGGUGGCAGUUCAUAAGGUCAGGUACAACGUCAUAAUGAUACUGGGCCCUGAACAGACACCAAACGAAAAGACAACGUUGGACAACUGCGGUCUUGCCCGUAGAAACUUGGUGUUGCUCAAAGCAGUCCACACAAACUGCGACAGUUGGAACAUGAACAGAUAUCCUCUAACCCUUCUGAAAAUGGCGAACAUGGCCAUUUCGUGGAACACGGCACUCAAGAAAAAAGUAAAUAAUGUAGCUUGGCUCUUGCUCAAAUGCAAUGCGCCCAUGGAGCUGUGGUACACGUGUCUUAGUAAAAAUUUGUGA